AGAUGGAAUAUAAAACAAGAAUAAAAUCAGAUCUAACACGAUUUCUUCGCAGACUCUUCGUGAAAUGUGGUGGGUGAUCAGUCGUCUUUAAAGUUAGUUGAACGCAAAUUUUAUUUACACCUCAAUCAACAUGGAGAUUUCUGGAUAUAUUAUCCAGAUUCUCUACGUACUGGCUGCUAUCAUUUUGGUAGUCAACUCAGCCCCACAUCACUACAAAGGUGGCGGCGGAUGCUGUGGAGGUGGGCAUUCAGGAUACGGUGGAAGCGGUGCUGCUAUUGCCAUUAUAAAAGUGAAGAAAAUUGGAGGUGGAGGAUAUUACCCUAGCGGCGGUGGACACCAGGGUGGAUACUACCCGAGUGGCGGUGGACAUCACGGAGGAGGACAAGGUUUUGGUGGAGGAUUCGGCGGAGGUUAUGGUGGUGGAUUUGGCGGAGGCGGCGGUGGUGGAGGAGGCGGAGGAGGAGGUGGCGGUGGUGGAUACGGAGGAGGCGGGGGAUUCGGGUACGGCGGUGGUCACGGAUACGGAAAGUGAUAGUGAAUUCCCUUCACGGCUAUGAGAACUGUAUUAUUAAAUUUCCUAUUUUUUUAAAUUGAUCAAUAAAUGUCUUGUCCA
This is a messenger RNA of Coccinella septempunctata (seven-spotted ladybird), 613 nucleotides long. RefSeq names its product glycine-rich cell wall structural protein-like. The transcript has 2 exons. The record is from RefSeq and is a predicted model, not a curated record. The coding region runs from base 131 to 532 and encodes 133 amino acids. NCBI's taxonomy places the organism in Eukaryota, Metazoa, Arthropoda, Insecta, Coleoptera, Coccinellidae.